Molecule: messenger RNA, 1110 nt
Organism: Trichoplusia ni (cabbage looper)
Lineage: Eukaryota; Metazoa; Arthropoda; Insecta; Lepidoptera; Noctuidae
Gene: olf186-M
Exons: 5
Coding region: 198-980 (260 amino acids)
Molecular function (GO): signaling receptor binding
Source: RefSeq, a predicted model, not a curated record
UUUUAAUUGGAAAUACAUUUAUUUAUCAGUGCCGUUAACUAAAAAUACUAGUGUCUUGAAUAGUGGCAAAAUAAUCAGUGCACGGUAUAUGUAAACUAAGAAAUAAAUUAGUGCAUAUUUAAGAUACAUUUAAUGAAUCUGUCUCAACAAUAAUAGAGAGAAAAGUGAGAGGUUGGCUAAGUGGAGUGAUAGACGACAUGAGACGAAGUAGUCCAGUACAACAGUGGCUGGAUUCUCUACCUGCUGAUGCACAAGCAGAGCCAGAAACCUCAAGUGAUGAAGUAAAGCCAACAGAACCAAAGUCUGAUGACAGUAAAGCUGAGGAGUCAGUGACUGAAAACACAGUCAUAGAGCCCAACAAAGAUAAAACCCUGGCAGACGAAAGCUUAGAUGUUCCUAAUGUCAAAGAACCAUGGAAGAGAAAAUCACUUGACAGUGGAUUGCUAACCAGCACUCCACAAAAGACAAAUGUUAAAAGACUGCAAAGGGACCACUCUCUGCAGUCUGAAGUAUAUACUCCAAAGUUUAAGAACCCUUUGCUUAGAGAUCAUUCUCUCCAGUCAGACAAUAGUGGAUCAAGUGGCAGUUCAGUUUUGAAUGUGUUGGGAGCUCGAAAAGUUGAUGCAGAAUCUGUUUUGCUAGCAUUGGGCUUUGGACCAAGUGAAAAACAACAAAAAUUACAAAGAAUACCUGACAGGUUUUUAGCUCCAUCAAAACUAAAAGGCAUCAGCACUGAAGAUUUUAUAAAGAAUGAACAACAUUCAAUGCGCAUGCAUGACUGUGGUAUAUUUGGAUACAGGGGUCUAACUGGGAAUCCUCAUGUUCCACCGUCGACAAUUGUAGCUAAGAUAAUUGGAUGUAUACUCCAAGAUGAAGUGUGUCGUGAAGAGGCGUUAAUAAAAUCGAGACAUUCUAUAGCCGACAUGCGAUCUCAGCCAAACAUUAAUGCAAUUCUCGCCGCGCGUAUGCGUAACAACUAACAAAUUUGACCUCGCAGAACCAUGUGGGUAUACGCGUUAUUUAUGCAUAUUUUUGUUAAUUAUUUCAAUUGACUAUUACCGUUUGUUAAAUAUUAUGUUAUUGUGCAAUCAUUAUUAUAGAAUUCCAAAA